Messenger RNA from Bradysia coprophila, 2996 nucleotides. It is a transcript of the gene Su(H), whose product is annotated as recombining binding protein suppressor of hairless. Gene Ontology annotation, cellular component: nucleus. The record is from RefSeq and is a predicted model, not a curated record. Gene Ontology annotation, molecular function: DNA-binding transcription activator activity, RNA polymerase II-specific; RNA polymerase II cis-regulatory region sequence-specific DNA binding. Gene Ontology annotation, biological process: regulation of transcription by RNA polymerase II. NCBI's taxonomy places the organism in Eukaryota, Metazoa, Arthropoda, Insecta, Diptera, Sciaridae.
UUGAUUAGAAACGAAAACACAUUCGGCGGUGAUACAGUGGUUUUUGUGUGUUCGGUCGUGUUUUAUUUUCAUUUAACCCGAUAAUAAUGUAACGCUUGUGUCUAUGUGAUAUCCGAACAAACAUUCAAAAUGUUAACGAACUCCGAAUUAUUCAAUUAACAAACAGUAGAUAGCGUAAAACAAUCCAAAUUCAAAUAAAAAUUCAAAACAUUCAUCUCCCCCGAAAUCAAAAGAUUUGACGUGUGGCAAAUGUGUGGGAAAAUAUAAAAUAUAAACAGGUGCUGUGUGUACAGUCUUUACAUUUUGUUUUUAUUCUCCCUCUCUCGCACUGGAGAAACUGAUUCACGAGCUUCACGAGAGACAUUUUUCACACAGACGCCAAACAGUAUGCGCAGAAAGACAGAAUAGAUCGGUCGGUGGAAGUUGUUUUUAUUGUUUGUGCCGUUGUGUUUAAUCGGAAAAAAUCCGUCUUAUUUACAUCUAAGAAGUGUACACGGUCUUAGUGUUUUGAAGUCCGCUUGCGAAUAAUCGGCCUACGUAAUCGGUUUACUAAUUAAAUGCAAAGAAAGUGCACAACUGUGUCCACAGCUACAUCACAGUGGUUAUUAUAUUGUUAAUAUUGACAGCAGCUGCCAAAUGGAGCUGCCUAAAAGUGUGGUUAUGUUUUGCGACUAUUUUUGAAUGUUUUUGUUUGAAAUCAACGGAUUUUUAUUGUCCUGCAAAACGCAAUGAAAUGAAAAAAUUACCGAAACUAGUGCGCCUCGUCUACGCCUUGUGAUUGUUUCGUCCAAUUAAUAAUACUAACAGAACGACACACAACUAUCAACAAUGCCACAUCAGUUCGGAUUGCCCGGUUUUGCUGCAUCCAGUCCGAGUCCACCGUCACAUCAUGCCCGGAUCGGCGGCGCUGUUGUGCCACAGAGUGGCCCGCCGGCUGUAUUUCGUCCUCAGAUCGAAGAUAAGAGAUUAACCAGGGAUGCGAUGGAACGCUACAUGCGAGAACGGAAUGACAUGGUGAUCGUCAUUCUACAUGCAAAGGUUGCCCAAAAGUCAUAUGGAAAUGAAAAACGUUUCUUCUGUCCGCCGCCGUGUAUAUACCUGUUCGGUAGUGGCUGGCGACAUCGCCAAGAGGAAAUGUUACGUAAAGGUGAAUCGGAACAGGGGGCUCAAUUAUGUGCGUUCAUUGGAAUCGGAAAUUCAGAUCAGGAUAUGCAGCAAUUGGACCUGAACAACGGCAAACAGUAUUGUGCUGCCAAAACUUUGUACAUUUCCGAUUCCGAUAAGCGAAAACAUUUUAUGCUAUCGGUGAAAAUGUUUUACGGUAACGGCCAUGACAUUGGCCUGUUCAACUCGAAAAGGAUCAAAGUGAUAUCGAAACCAUCGAAAAAGAAACAGUCACUGAAAAAUGCUGAUCUGUGCAUUGCCAGCGGAACAAACGUAGCUUUAUUCAAUAGAUUAAGAUCACAGACCGUGUCGACCAGAUAUUUACAUGUUGAUAAUGGACACUUUCACGCCAGCUCCACACAAUGGGGUGCAUUCAAAAUUCAUUUGCUCGACGACAACGAAUCGGAAUCGGAAGAGUUUCAAGUGAAGGAUGGCUACGUGCAUUAUGGAGCAACAGUAAAACUAGUCUGUUCGGUUACUGGCAUGGCUUUACCUCGUUUAGUUAUAAGAAAGGUGGACAAACAAAUGGCACUGCUUGAAGCCGAUGAUCCUGUGUCACAAUUGCACAAGUGCGCAUUCUACAUGAAAGAUACCGAACGAAUGUAUUUGUGUCUGUCACAAGAGAAAAUCAUCCAAUUCCAAGCAACACCGUGCCCCAAAGAACCGAACAAAGAAAUGAUCAAUGACGGAGCUUGUUGGACUAUAAUCAGUACGGACAAAGCUGAAUAUCAGUUCUACGAAGGAAUGGGUCCUGUGAGAUCUCCCGUAACACCAGUGCCAAUAGUAAAUUCGUUAAAUUUGAAUGGUGGCGGUGAUGUGGCUAUGCUGGAAUUAGCUGGUGAUAAUUUCACGCCACAACUGCAAGUGUGGUUCGGCGACGUUGAAGCUGAAACAAUGUAUCGCUGUGCAGAGACACUACUCUGUGUCGUUCCAGACAUAUCUGAAUUCCGUGGAGAAUGGCUAUGGGUUCGCCAACCGACACAAGUGCCUAUAUCAUUAGUUCGUAAUGAUGGUAUUAUCUACGCAACUGGACUGACAUUUACAUAUACACCGGAACCGGGUCCUCGGCAGCCAUGUCCAGCCGCCCAAGAAGUGAUGCGUGGACGGAUUAACAACAACAACAAUACCAGCAACAAUGCCAACGUCAGUCAAAGUUCGCUGCCAUCUAUAUCGGAUGUACCUUGGAAUUCGCAUGGAUUGUCAUGAGAAUACAACGAUUGAUUGCACACAAUGUGAAAUUUAGAUGGGUCCAGUUGUGGUGCUGUUUAUGGAAAAGGUCAGAGAGAUUUUCAGUUGUUUUAUAGAACAAAUCGCAAUUCGUGUCACAAAAUUUAGUUUGUAGCGUGAACAACAUAACAAGUUCAGUUUCCAGUCGUUUUAUCUUUCGCGUGCCAGUAUUUGUCAGAAAUUCUUCAUAUAUCAUCCUAAACAUAGCCGGAGUAACUCUCCGCCGUCUGAAAAUGAUCCAGACCGUUAUGCGAAGUGUUUCCACCCUAUUCUGACUCCUUUACCGAUGGUGUGGGUGACCCGUUUGUGAACAAUUUGUCUACUCGGCUUGCUAGUAUCAUCGGCUGGCAAGAAAAUUAUUAACCUGCAGAAGGUUAUACAUAUCUGUUUCAUCAACGAAAUGAAGUUGAACUUUCGUAAUCAUUUUGAUCAUCAAAUGUGUUACCAUAUGCGGGAGUACUGCAGGAAGCUACUUCACAAAGCGAAACCUCACUAAAAAUUUGAAUGAAGUAUGUGGCAAAGCUUAAUAGCCAUAAUUUCACAUUAUUUUACAUUAACCUGUUACAGAUGGUCAAAUUUAUUGUUAUCGGGUCUAUUACUUCCAU